GCGGGCACCGAGUCGUCUGGCAAGACUGCGGGCACCGAGUCGUCUGGCGGAACAGCGGGCAUCGAGUCAACUGGCGGAACAGCGGGCACCGAGUCGUCUGGCAAGACUGAGGGCACCGAGUCGUCUGGCAAGACUGCGGGCAUCGAGUCGUCUGGCAAGACUGCAGGCACCGAGUCGUCUGGCAAGACUGCAGGCACCGAGUCAUCUGGCAGAACAGCGGGCAUCGAGUCAACUGGCGGAACAGCGGGCACCGGGUCAUCAGGUACCGGAUUGUCUGGCUCGACAGCGGGCAUCGGGUCACCAGGCAUCAGGUCAUUUGGCUUGCCAGUGGGCACCGCGUCACCUGGCAAGGCAGUGGGCACCGAGUCACCAGGCACGACAGCGGGCUCUGAGUCAACUGGCAUGACAGCGGGCACCGGGUAAUCAGGUACCGGAUUGUCUGGCUCGACAGCGGGCAUCGGGUCACCAGGC
This is a messenger RNA of Staurois parvus, 471 nucleotides long. The record is from the annotation of a GenBank genome assembly. NCBI's taxonomy places the organism in Eukaryota, Metazoa, Chordata, Amphibia, Anura, Ranidae.